This is a messenger RNA of Dicrocoelium dendriticum, 423 nucleotides long. The record is from the annotation of a GenBank genome assembly. Lineage: Eukaryota; Metazoa; Platyhelminthes; Trematoda; Plagiorchiida; Dicrocoeliidae.
CGCUUACUUUUCAUGGAAUUACCAGUGGAGAGUGUGAGCGGCGCAGAUGUGAAGAUGAGCCAGGAAUUUAACGGACAAUUGAAAAUAAGUGAACCUGUUUCAGGUCACCAAAAUAUUAAUAUUUUGUCGUCAACUAAAAAGCAGAGAAAGAAGAAAAAAGCCAAACCGGAAGGGAAUGCGUCUUUGUCGUCAGACCAGGUGCAGCAAAGUGCUGUUCAAGAUUUGAAAUUGUCUCCUGCAGCACAUCUGAUUGCACAUGAUCGUUCCAAGGACGGACAGAAUAUGAAAAGUCAUCGCUCCAAAACGACUAACUGCUCACUUACUCAAACGGAUCCACCCAGUGUUCCUAUCUGUGAGUUGUACGAAGGGCAAGACUUCCCAGUUGGUGAGAUUAUGGACUAUCCUAUCGAAGUCGAUGGGUAA